Molecule: messenger RNA, 492 nt
Organism: Camellia sinensis
Lineage: Eukaryota; Viridiplantae; Streptophyta; Magnoliopsida; Ericales; Theaceae
Source: RefSeq, a predicted model, not a curated record
AUGAACAUUGGGUUCUUGGUGCCAUUUUUGCUUGCACGUGCUUCCUUAGCUUUCUCAGUAUGGAACAUUAUUCAGGUUGGAGCUGUCAAACAAUACCCAGAAGUGACGAAAAUAACCUCGGUUUAUACGGCAGUUGGGACAAUCCAAACUGUGAUAUCAUCAAUGAUAAUGGAGAGAAAUCCAAGUGCUUGGAGAGUGAAGCUUUAUAUGGAACUCCUAGUCAUUGUUUUAACAGCUGUGUUUGUGAGUGUAAUUCGCGGCAGAGUUCAGAAAUGGUGCAUGGAGGUGAAAGGCCCUUUUUAUGUGCCAUUGUUCAAGCCACUAGGGAUUCCCAUUGCAACCUUCUGUGGUUGUUUCUUCUUCGCAGAUAGCUUCCAUUAUGGCAGCAUUCUGGGUUUAGCCAUAGUUGGAAUGGGGUAUUAUACAGUGAUGUGGGGACAAAUUAGAGCAGAUGAAGAACAACGAGAGAGAGAUCUAAAUUUACAGAUCUGA